Messenger RNA from Lycium barbarum (goji berry), 567 nucleotides. RefSeq lists its product as uncharacterized. The transcript has a single exon. Bases 1 to 567 code for a protein of 188 amino acids. The record is from RefSeq and is a predicted model, not a curated record. NCBI's taxonomy places the organism in Eukaryota, Viridiplantae, Streptophyta, Magnoliopsida, Solanales, Solanaceae.
AUGGAGGGGGAAAGUGAUGUUUCUUUUGAUAAAGUGACUGGUCAAGAUAUUGGGGGUAGUAGUGUUCCAUCUUUUGAUGCAUUUGAUGCUGAUUUAGAGCCAUUCAAUGAACCUCCUUUUGAACCAACUCAAAAUACUGCCCCUCUCCAACCUAACUCUCCAAGUUCUGUCCCUUGUACUCCUCCAACUGUUGACAAUACUGAAUCAAAUCUUGCUUCUAAUACUACUGUUGCUGCAUCAAAUCCUGCCCCUAAUACUACUACUGAACCAAAUCCUGCCCCUAGCACUACUGCUGCUGCAUCAAAUCCUGGCCCUACUACUACUAAUGAAUCUAUUCCUGCCCCUCAUACCACUGCUGAAUCUUCACAAACUAUGGCUGUCCCUGAUUUUUCUGAAACUGGUAGUGAUUUAGAUUCAUACCUAGAUGGAUUGUUUGAUGAAGGAGAAGUACAUAGUGAGAGUGAUGUAGAUGAGGAGCUAAGGGGUUUUAGGGAGGAAGAGAGAGCUGGAAAAGAAAAAGAAGGAAGAGGGGUGAAAGAGCUCCUGUUCUUGAACAUGUUAAGUUAG